AUGGACGGUAGGGGAGGGUGUUGCAUAGCUAGGUACGCCAUUGGUUCUGGACCGUACGAUUACGACCUCUCUAAAGCAGAUCGCAUCAUGCUUCGCUUUCGUCCCAUCGCUCCUAAACCAACCACCGACGGCGGAGUAAAGCCGGUAUCAAGCGGAGAUAGCGGCGGCGGAAGCGGAAGCUCCGACGUUUCCGUUAGGUCAGGUAGAGGAAAGAGGAAAUGUCAACAGAUUAAAGAGAUUAAUGGUGGUAACGCCAAGAGGUGCACUCGGCGGAGGAGAUCGGAGAAGUCAGUCGUUCACGGCGGAGCUACUGCGGUGACUCUUUCUCUGCUACCGGAGACACCUGAUCAAGGAGAUCUUAAGGCGUCGGUGGAGAAGCAGAAGCGGCAAGGUCCAUUCUGGCUAAGUUUCAGCGACGGUGCCGGGAUGUUAACUCCGGCGUACCGGACGACGGAGGUAUUACCGAGGAAGACGGUGGUGAUCUCGUCGUGUAUGACGGUGGAGCGUGUAACGGACGCUUGGAUUGACGGUUACGGUUUAGGGAGGUCAGAUCAAGAAAGGAAGAUGAAUCUUGUGAGGGAUACGUGUCCUGGUUUCAUAUCCGACGGUUCCGGGAGAGUGACGUGGACGAACAACGCGUACAGGAAGAUGGCGAGGGAUAAUAUUCCGGUGGAGGAAGGUGUACCGGAGAAGACAACGAGUGGCGAUAGUUUUCAUGUGAUCGUACGAUUGGUGAUGAGGGAGAGACCGAUGCUAACGUACCCGGCUUUCACAUGCAGAGUGAAACUACAGUACACGUGUCAAGAUCGUGAGAGAGGAUCAGUCACGGUGCCUUGCGACGUUUGGAGAAUGGAUGGUGGUGGCUUUGCUUGGAGGCUCGACGUUAAGGCCGCUUUGUGCCUUUAA
Molecule: messenger RNA, 906 nt
Organism: Arabis nemorensis
Lineage: Eukaryota; Viridiplantae; Streptophyta; Magnoliopsida; Brassicales; Brassicaceae
Source: the annotation of a GenBank genome assembly